GAUAAAUAAAUCUCGCAUCCAACUUCUCUCAUAUCCUUCAAAAUCGUUUCUUCUCUCUCUCAAUCGCAAAAUUAGGGUUAGGGUUUUCAUUUCCCCCCCCCCCUCUUGCGAACUUUCUCUCAUCUCUUCGUAGCCGCCGCACACAUCGACGAUGACAGGCAAAGCGAAGCCAAAGAAGCAUACGGCGAAGGAGCUACAAGCUAAGGCCGAUGCAGCGUUGACCAAUCGAGGCGGAGGUAAAGCUGGGCUCGCAGAUAGAACCGGUAAAGAGAAAGGUGGUCACGCCAAGUACGAGUGUCCUCACUGCAAGAUCACUGUACCGGAUCUGAAGACGAUGCAGAUCCAUCAUGAAUCGAGGCAUCCUAAGCUGACUUACGAAGAGCCCAGGAAUCUUCACGAGGCUUUAGCUGCUCCUGCUGAAUCUUCUAAGCCUAAGCCUGGUAUCAGAGGAAGCCUUAAGAAGUGAGCGAGAGAGAGAGAGAGAGCUUUGAUUAUGAUUUGUAUUAUCGAAUCCUUCUUAUUUGUUUGGGUCUUUCUUCUUUUUUUCUUCUUAAAGCUCUGUUUGAUGUGAGAAUAUAAACUGCGUUGAUGUUUGAUGCAUAUGCUUAUGUCUUCGUAUUUUUAUGUUAUGAUCAUAUAAAAAAAAAGUAACUUAUGAAAAUGGUUUGAAUCUAACUUAUUGCUUUCUCUU
Molecule: messenger RNA, 691 nt
Organism: Camelina sativa (false flax)
Lineage: Eukaryota; Viridiplantae; Streptophyta; Magnoliopsida; Brassicales; Brassicaceae
Product: protein METHYLENE BLUE SENSITIVITY 2
Source: RefSeq, a predicted model, not a curated record